Caenorhabditis remanei is the source of this 2553-nucleotide messenger RNA. RefSeq lists its product as uncharacterized. NCBI's taxonomy places the organism in Eukaryota, Metazoa, Nematoda, Chromadorea, Rhabditida, Rhabditidae. The transcript has 10 exons. The coding region runs from base 1 to 2553 and encodes 850 amino acids. Gene Ontology annotation, molecular function: interleukin-17 receptor activity. The record is from RefSeq and is a predicted model, not a curated record.
AUGUUUCACUCGCCCAUUUUCUGGCUCUUUUUGUUCUGCUUGGCUGGCCCACAAGCGGUACGCACCGAGCCGUACAAUUCGACGUCUUCACUGACGACUUCUCCGGAUGACGUCACCGCAGAUUUGUUGGUUCUGGCGUCUGAAGAAACACCGACACGGGCGCCGCGACCGGUGACAAAGCAGGGAAAUGCGAAGAAGGUGGUGAAGGUGCAGAAGGCGGAGAAGAAAGAUGAGGAAGCGGACGAUGUGGAAGACGUGACGCCUUCAGAAGACCCGCUGUAUGUCACAGAUUGCUCGGAGCCCCUGAAUAAGGAUAUAUCAUGUUCAGUCAACAUAGUGGGUUGCUCUGACAACGUUUUCAAGUACGUGGAACAGGGACAAGAGCCACCGCGAGCGCAUGACGUCAGAAUCGCGCCGACGACAAAAGUGAUGGGUGCAAACCGAAUUGACAAGAGGAAACAUCGACUGCACGUCGACGUGUCAUGGCAAAUACCUCAAUUAGAUUCGUCGAGUAAUUUGAAAGCAUUCAAGUUGAUCGUCAACGGACCUGAUGGCAGGAAUACGUGUUUUGUGUUCAAUGUGACACAGCAGCCGCAUAAAGAUGAGGAUAAUGUGGCGCCACGCUACCGAUUCUCUUCCAACACGUUAUUCGAGUUCGGCCACGCCUACUCCGUCACCAUUGUCAGUCUUCCAAUAUCCCGGAAACGAUCUCCAAAAGUGUCGGCUACCAGUCAAAUGCCAGAUGAUCCAGAUGAGGCACCCACGAAACUUGUGAAAACACACGAAGAGAUUUGCUCGGGAAAAUCAAAUCCGCAAGCAUCAAAAUGGGCGGCAAGUUAUCGGAAGAUUUUCUUGUUCAGUGCGAUUCGAAUGAUUCAAAUCGAGUUCUUGGCAGCUCCGCCACAAUAUUGUUUUGAGGAAUAUGAGGUCCGCCUCCUCGACAGCUCUGGAAUCGUUAUGCUCCAAUCCGCCGUGAUCUCCAAAGACGACCUGAAAACUGAAAUCAUCGAUGGCCGAGCUGUACAAUUUGGAGAGUACAACUUCACUGAUAUCGAACUCGACACCAAUCUGAUCCCAUCGGUCAUACCCAUUGAAACUGCACAUGAUGGCCGAUGUCUGUGUGAGACUGAAAACGGUUGCAGCUGUCUGGCAGCUGAUUGGAAACCUGUGAAGUUGUCGAAAAUCGAAAAACCGCCACCAGGCACCAACGACACUGUAGUUAGUGAUGAGAAGACGGGGAAGGAGAAGAGUGUAGCAGGAACAUGGCAUUGGCAUCAGUAUGCUAUCGCUGCUGCCAUAAUCAUUGCAUCGAUUUUUGCGUUAAUGGUUUUGUUUGGUGUCCGAUGCUAUAGAAAGUUUAAUAAGACAAAGAAGGCAGCAUCCAAUGUACAUCUUAUGAAUGAGAACCCAGCGUUUUCGCAUUCCGGAUCUAUUCCACUGAUUUUAAAGCAAUCCGUGUCAGUGUUGAUCCUCUACAGCCAUGAUUCUUCUCAACACGAAGCGGCGGUCCUGGCGUUUGCAGAGUUGCUGAGGGAUGUGUUCCAUUUGAAUGUUCAUCUCGACGCGUGGGACGAGGACGAUAUCGAUGAAAACCGUUUCGAAUAUCUCAAUUCUAGCAUCGUCCGUUCUGACAAAGUGAUCCUCAUCAAUUCUAUUGGAGCCUACUACCGUACCGUUUUCCGUUACAAGCGGGAGCCAGCGUUGGAGAGAAUAGUAAGGGGAAGAAACGAUGGACUGUUCAAUACGCAGUGUGAAUUGGCAUUGCAACACCCCUGCAUAAUCUCCUGCCAUUUCAACUACACCAAUCCAAAAUACGUCUUGUUCCCUGUCAAACGUCUACUUCAAUACUCGAUCCCAGAGAAUAUUAUGACAUUGGCCAGCUCUCUAACCGGACAACCGGCACGAGCAGAGCAACUUGCCGGUUUCAAUCAAGUUUUUGCCCGUUUACAAGCGGCUGUGUCUCGAAAAGCGCAUUAUAUCGAAAGUGAUCCCCAAUGGUUUGAACACACUCAUCAUAGAGUGGAGGAUCAGGUGCCUGUUGAGGAGGAGGAUCCAGUGGAUUUGAUUCCGUUGCCACCAAGUUUAAGAGUGAGAGUGGAGAAUGAGGAAGUGUUCGAGCAGUUGGAUACAAUGCCAAUGGAUGAGUUGGAGCAGAAAUUGAAGAAGAAGAAUCUGACAGAGGCGUUGGAAUUGAAGGAGGAGCCUUAUUCAGCUUCAGUAGAUGUGGAGCCAGAAGAAAGACCGGAGAAGUUGGCUUUGCUAGAGGAUCCGAAGCAAGAAUCUGAUGAAGACGUGGAAGAAGAAGAUGACGUGGAUUCUGUGGAGGAUAUCAGUCCUACUGCCAGAAUAGAGGAGCUCCAGAGACUGAUAGUUCAUAAGGAUAUCAAUCAUGAUUCUGGGAACCUCGAUUCAGCGUAUGUCAGUGGAUCUGACUUUUCGACGGAUGUUCAUACAGAUAUUAUCGACAAACCUCGACUGAACUCCGAAGUCGACCGUCGGAAAGCAGCACGAGAAGAUUCCGCGUUCCAUGAUGACGUCAUCGGUGUACAUUAA